This is a messenger RNA of Ectocarpus siliculosus, 435 nucleotides long. The record is from the annotation of a GenBank genome assembly. Lineage: Eukaryota; Phaeophyceae; Ectocarpales; Ectocarpaceae.
AUGGAGGGCCAUAGCGGCACUACACCGUACAACAGUUACGCUGGCGCAAGUGCCGCCAUCGUUAUCACCGGGGCAAUUGUGCUCGACGGUGCCUUGAAGUGGGCACAGAGACGGUGGAGACUCUCGAGCAGCACCGACGGUGAUCGUGCCGCAAGGCAUGUGUACGAGGACUGGGCAAAGGCCGGCCCCCCCUUCGGCGCCAGCAACAGCGGGUACGGGCGAGCCACGACCGACGCCACUUCGCCCGGUGCCAGGGGUAUCGACGGCUCGAUGGUGAGGCCGGGCCGUGCCACCGCCGCCCUCCUUAGCGUCCGGUGGCUCGAUAUCGAGCUGGAGGAGGAGGAGGAGGCCCGCAGGCGCGAGCUGGACGCCAUGUUGAGCGCUGGCGGCGGCGGCGGCGGCACAGGAGGCCCUCGAAGCGGCUGCGGCGGCUGA